UCUGUUGUUUUCGCUUGUCGAUGUUGAAUCGAAUAAAAACAUAAAAACAGACAUUUGUGAAGUUUUGUUUGUUGCAUUUCGGUCAAAUACUAUAAUUACCUUUAUAACUUAUAGAACAUUUGGGCACACAGAUAUUAUAAAAAAAAACUAUUGAUAAAGUAUUGAUAAACAAGGUUACUCAAAUGGCAGGCCUAGAAUCUACGGUCGCCGAAGAGGUUAAGCCAAUCGACAGAGAAAAGACUUGCCCCUUAUUACUUCGCGUGUUUUGUUCUACUGGAAGACACAAUUCGCCUGGCGAUUACGCUAGAGGACUUGUACCCCAAAAUGAACUCCAGAUUUAUACAUGGAUGGAUGCAACAUUAAGAGAACUUACGGGUUUAGUGAAAGAAGUAAAUCCUGAGACGAGACGGAAAGGCACAUAUUUCGAUUUUGCCAUAGUGUUCCCCGAUGCGAGAUCUCCAACAUAUCGUAUGAGAGAAAUUGGCGUGACUUGUUCUGGGCAACGUGGGGGUGAUGAUAAUAAAACUCUAGCUCAAGUUAAGUUCCAAAUUGGAAACUACUUAGAUAUAUCAAUAACUCCAUCAAACAGAAUGCCACCUCCUAUGAGACGACCGCAAAACUAUGUUAAUAAUAGAUCAUAUUAAAGUAUAGAUUACAUACUUCUUAUGCCUUAUUUGUAAUAAAUAAUAAGAAUUA
This is a messenger RNA of Papilio polytes (common Mormon), 696 nucleotides long. RefSeq names its product histone deacetylase complex subunit SAP18 (gene Bin1). NCBI's taxonomy places the organism in Eukaryota, Metazoa, Arthropoda, Insecta, Lepidoptera, Papilionidae. Gene Ontology annotation, cellular component: nucleus. Bases 183 to 644 code for a protein of 153 amino acids. Gene Ontology annotation, biological process: negative regulation of DNA-templated transcription. Gene Ontology annotation, molecular function: transcription corepressor activity; transcription factor binding. The record is from RefSeq and is a predicted model, not a curated record. The transcript has 2 exons.